AUGACUUUUCGGCUUGCCAUGAGCCAGCCAAAUGUGGCGGCCUUUGAGCAAAGUGUGGUCGACCUCUCGACUCCAAGUCACCCACGCUACGGACAGCACAUGAAGCAAGAAGAGAUCCAAAGACUCCUGAGUCCCGAGACUGCUAUCUCGAAUCAGAUCCUGGCUUGGCUGUCUGCAGAAAAUGUCCCUCCCGACAUUAUCAAGGCCAAGGGCAACUGGGUCACCUUCAGAGCAUCAGUUUAUCAAGCAGAGCUGAUCAGACCAGACUGUCUGCGAGAGCUGUACGGCCUCUUUAACUCAACAGCAACGCCUUCUCCAUGGAAUCGACUAGGCAUCUCGGGGUUUCUGGACCAAUAUGCCCGCCAUGGCGAUUUCGAUCAAUUCAAGGCGCAGUUUCUGCCAGAUGAGGGAGAAAGCAGCUUCACAGUGGUCACCAUCAACGGUGGGCUGAAUGACGAGGUCUCCCCUGGAAUGACUACUGAGGCGAGUCUAGAUAUACAGUACUCCGUUUCUAUGGCUCACGACACACUGGCAACAUUUUACAGUACAGGUGGUCGGGCUCCUCUUAUACCCGAUGCUGACCAGCCAGAUGCCGGCAACUCGGGAAACGAGCCUUUUCUGGAACAACUUCACUAUCUCAUCGACCUGCCAGGUGACCAGCUCCCAGCAGUUCUCUCUACAUCCUACGGAGAAUCCGAGCAAAGUUUGCCUCCAUCAUACGCCCGCGCAGUAUGUACUUUAUUUGCUCAACUCGGUGCCCGAGGCGUGUCGAUCAUCUUCAGCAGUGGAGAUUCCGGGGUGGGAAGUUCAUGCCAGACCAAUGACGGAGCCAAGAGAACCAGGUUCAUUCCAGGAUUCCCGGCAUCUUGUCCCUUUGUUACGUCUGUUGGUGGAACAUACGGGAGUAAUCCAGAAGGAGCGACUGAUUUCUCGGGGGGUGGAUUCUCCGACUUGUUCCCUCGGCCGGCAUACCAAGAUCAAGCAGUACAAGGGUAUCUUGACCGCUUGAGCGAGGAUCAAUGGACAGGUCUGUAUAAUCCGCAUGGACGAGGAAUUCCAGAUGUGGCAGCCCAAGCGAAGAACUUCAUCAUUCGCGAUCAUGAGACGUGGUUCAAGAUCAGUGGAACAAGUGCCGCAGGGCCCGUCUUUGCUGGUAUAGUUUCUCAGUUGAAUUCACUUCGUCUUGCUCAAGGAAAACCUCGUAUGGGAUUCCUCAACCCAUGGUUGUAUACUGUCGGCAAGGCUGGGCUAACAGACAUUACAAUGGGAGGAUCAAGGGGCUGUUAUGGAUUUAGCCAGACAGGCGCCAGCACACCGCAUGUUCCAUACGCAGGAUGGAAUGCCACAGAAGGAUGGGAUCCGGCCAGCGGACUGGGAACGCCCUUCUUCCCAACAUUGGCGAAGCUGGUACUUUUUCCCCACAAAUAG
This is a messenger RNA of Penicillium cinerascens, 1428 nucleotides long. RefSeq names its product S53 family peptidase. The transcript is spliced from 3 exons. Lineage: Eukaryota; Fungi; Ascomycota; Eurotiomycetes; Eurotiales; Aspergillaceae. The record is from RefSeq and is a predicted model, not a curated record. Gene Ontology annotation, biological process: proteolysis. Bases 1 to 1428 code for a protein of 475 amino acids. Gene Ontology annotation, molecular function: tripeptidyl-peptidase activity; serine-type endopeptidase activity.